This is a messenger RNA of Symbiodinium sp. CCMP2592, 1509 nucleotides long. NCBI's taxonomy places the organism in Eukaryota, Dinophyceae, Suessiales, Symbiodiniaceae. The record is from the annotation of a GenBank genome assembly.
AUGGCAUCCACCUUCGCUCGGGCUUUUGCCGCAGGACAUCGACUGUGGAAUGCAGCUGGUCUGGCCGUUGCUGCUCAGCUUCUGCGCUGCCAGCUACACCUCUUCGUUUCGCCCGCGCUGUCCACAGAAUACAGCGCAACACAAGCCUGCCACGGGCAGAAUGCUUCACUGAAUCGCAUUGCAAGAGCAGAGCUAGAGGUGGUUGGGCGACAUGUGCAGUGUGCAAAGGGACGCUUUUACUUCGAUGCAGUCGGCACUGGCGGCCGUGACGUCGUGAAGGCCCUCUCUGAGGUCCGACACGUCCGAAGCGUCCGGCGCAUUGCCAUCUCCGUCGAGGUGCGGCGGCCUGGGGACCGGCCAGCAUUCUCCGCAAGGCAGCUUGCAGAGGCCAUGGACUCCCUUGGCCACUGGGAAGACGUGGAAAGAGACCUGAGAGCUUUGAACGCAUCGCGGGUUCGGAGCUGCUGCGUGGUGAGCCGGCAAUUUCACCAGCUUGCCCGGCUCGUCACUGCCGAUGUGGCCCACGAGCUGCAUCGCGAGUUGGCACUUUGUCUGCAGCGCCGUUUCGGCUGGCGUCCUUGUGGCCGGGGUCGCUCGGCAGACCUUGCGCUGCACCUGCACGUGGAGGGCUGCACACUUCGAGUCGAGGUUCCCCUCCUGCAGCAGCGCAAGGCCAAGCUUGGCGGAGGCUUCCCGCACCAGGGUAUGCACCACGUGGAAGCAUGGGCCAUUGCAAGAAGCUUGGAUGUGCAGCCGGGAGAAACUGUUUUAGAUCCCAUGUGCGGGAAGGGCACGAUCCUUGCAGAGGCAGCUGUGUGGUGGCCCAGGGCGAACUACGUUGGCUGCGAUGCGGAUGCACUUCAACUUGAGCAAUGCCGGCGCAAUUUCGCAUGGCUAGAGCAAAGUGUAGUGCUACACCAGGCCAACACCACGCAGCCUAGCGGAACACCGCUGCCGGGUGCUUCUGUCGACAAGGUCGUGGUCGCCCCACCCUGGGAUCGCCAAUUUGGCAUAAGCGGCAGCUUGGUGGCUUUUUACCAGCAGAUGCUGCAGGAGAUUUUUCGUGUGGUUCGCCCCGGUGGCAGAGUGGUGGUUUUCGCAAGCCGGAGAGUCCUGCCGAAGCUACUCGAGGCUUUGAAUUGCUGCCAUGGGCCGCAGGGAGCAGUGAAGGCCGGCGCGAGCUGGCGUAUCACGGCGAAGCGCAGCUUUGCGUUGACCCGGGCGACCACGGGAGUCAUCCUCGUCCUUCGCUUCACCCGAGAGUGCACUCCGAAGACUUCGCGCUUUCUGAGUUGGGAGGGCCGGGGAGCUCCGGAAGGAGGUCGCGAACUCUACGAGCACUGGCGCCAGCUCCGGGCGCAAGGCUUUCCGAGGCUGGAGGCCGCCCUAGGCUCGGGCUCGGGCGCGAAAGAGGUUUCCGGUCCCGGGAAGACCGCGCCGGCUCUGCGACUCUUCGUUGCCCUCCUUUUCUGCGCAGGUAUCGUCUUGGGCCUGAGAAGCCGGGUGUGA